Caenorhabditis remanei is the source of this 1044-nucleotide messenger RNA. RefSeq lists its product as uncharacterized. The record is from RefSeq and is a predicted model, not a curated record. Gene Ontology annotation, molecular function: carbohydrate transmembrane transporter activity. Lineage: Eukaryota; Metazoa; Nematoda; Chromadorea; Rhabditida; Rhabditidae. The transcript is spliced from 8 exons. Gene Ontology annotation, cellular component: membrane. The coding region runs from base 1 to 1044 and encodes 347 amino acids. Gene Ontology annotation, biological process: carbohydrate transmembrane transport.
AUGAGUGUGGCGAUAGGCUUAAGUGCAUGUGCACUUUCAUCUGUUCUAUUCGGAUCAAUGUUUGUUCCAGUGAAAAAGUGUCAAUCAGGAAACGGAAUUUUCGUCCAAUGGUUAAUGUCAUCUGCAAUUCUUCUAGUCGGAGUCAUUGUAUACUGGACGCAAGGAUUUCCAGAAUUUGAGCCACUCGCUAUGCUGGGAGGAGUUUUCUGGGCUCUUGGUAAUGCAACAGCUGUUCCAAUCAUGAAUACAAUAGGAAUUGGCAUGGGAAUGCUGGUUUGGGGAACCACGAAUUGUGUGGCAGGAUGGGCUGCCGGAAGAUUUGGUCUAUUCGGUAUCAAUGCAACAGUUCCAACGUCUCCAAUUCUCAAUUAUUUUGGUCUGAUUUUAGUAGUUUUUGGAGGUUUCUUAUUUUCACAAAUUCGCCCGAACGAAUCUCAAACAUCUUCUGAAAGAAGUCCUCUUAUGGUGGCUCCAGAUGAUGAUUUAGCAGAUGACGUAUCUCCAGAUGCUAGUGAUAUUAUAGUGCCACGUGGUGGAGCUGUUCCUACUGUCAUUGGUGCUCAUCGGAAUCAGAAAAGAUUAAUGGCAAUCGUGACUUCAUUGGUAGCUGGUGUAUUUUAUGGAAUUACUUUUGUUCCGGUCAUUUAUAUUCAAGAUCAUCCAGAACUCUACCCAACUUCUCCAAAAACUGGGCUCGGAUACGUUUUCUCUCACUACAUGGGAAUUUUCUGUACUGCUUCAACUUUAAUGAUCGGAUAUGUGUUCGUAUCGAGAAAUAAUCCAUUUGCUCCAUCUCGAUUAAUUGGUCCAUCGAUGACAGCUGGCUCAAUGUGGGGAAUUGCUCAGGCAUCUUGGUUUGUGGCCAAUGAUAACUUGUCACAAGCUGUUUCAUUUCCUAUAAUUUCAAUGGUUCCUGGUGUCAUUGCUGCGUUGUGGAGUGUAUUUUAUUUCAGAGAUAUCUCCGGUUCACGUAACCUUCGUCUUCUCUCCAUUGCAGUGGCUAUCACUCUAACUGGAGCAAUCUGUGUAGGAGUGUCGAAGUAA